Molecule: messenger RNA, 677 nt
Organism: Solanum stenotomum
Lineage: Eukaryota; Viridiplantae; Streptophyta; Magnoliopsida; Solanales; Solanaceae
Product: protein ACCELERATED CELL DEATH 6-like
Exons: 1
Coding region: 85-618 (177 amino acids)
Cellular component (GO): plasma membrane
Molecular function (GO): protein phosphatase 1 binding; protein phosphatase regulator activity
Source: RefSeq, a predicted model, not a curated record
UUGGCAUUCGGUUUGUGCGGCAUUAAUGCACGAUUGGGACAACGUUGUGACUUUGAGGUAAUACGUCAAACAAACAAAUUGAGUAUGACAAAACUACUACUAGGGACGGUGAAGGAUGAUGAUGAUGAAGCCAAAGAUAAGAAAGAAAAACUAGAAAUCGAAAAAAUUAUGAAGUCAACUGAAAUACAAGUAGUUGUAGCUACCCUAAUAAUGACAGUCUCGUUCACAGCUGGUUUUACAUUGCCAGGAGGUUUAGACGACAACGAUGACAGUCCUAAUAAAGGGAUGGCGACUCUAAUAAAGAAAACAGCAUUCCGUGCAUUUGCUAUUUCGGAUGUCCUGGCAUUUACAUUCUCAGCUAGUGCUAUAUGCAGCUACUUUACCAUGGCAAAUAGAUAUCGAGGCUACAAUGAAGAUACUAACGUUCGAGUUUUGAGGAUGAAGUAUCGUAUAGCAAAUGUUUUGCAACUUUUGGCAUUGUAUGCAGCUGUAGUUGCAUUUGCAACUGGUAUGUAUGCUACUUUAGAAAAUUCACAUGCUCUUGCUGUUACUGUUUGUGUCAUUUCUUCCACUUUUUUUCUUAUCUUCUAUUGGACUAGUAUUCGUAGAAAAAACUAAUUAAUUGGAUCACAUGUAAUUCAUAUAUAUAUAUAUAUAUAUAUGCUACUACUAUUAAU